AUGGGCAUGCGCGAACUGGUGGAGUACUGUGGCAGAAAGGAGGUUAAUGGGGAAGGGGUUGUCAUGAUGAACAUGAACGAGAAGUGUGAUGAGGAGGCCUUUGCGAAGAAGCUUUUUGAGGUCGUGAAGGAUACCGAAUAUCCACACGUGAUGUUUGAGAAUGUGAUGCUGUGA
Messenger RNA from Anthostomella pinea, 174 nucleotides. The record is from the annotation of a GenBank genome assembly. Lineage: Eukaryota; Fungi; Ascomycota; Sordariomycetes; Xylariales; Xylariaceae.